Messenger RNA from Theobroma cacao (cacao), 966 nucleotides. The record is from the annotation of a RefSeq genome assembly. Lineage: Eukaryota; Viridiplantae; Streptophyta; Magnoliopsida; Malvales; Malvaceae.
AUGAUUUUUUCAACUCUAGAGCAUAUAUUAACUCAUAUAUCCUUUUCAGUCGUUUCAAUUGUAAUUACAAUUCAUUUUUUAACCUUAUUAGUCGAUGAAGUCGUAGGACUAGAUGAUUCAUCAGAAAAGGGCAUGAUAGUUACCUUUUUCUGUAUAACAGGAUUAUUAGUCACUCGUUGGAUUUAUUCAGGACAUUUUCCAUUAAGUGAUUUAUAUGAAUCAUUAAUCUUUCUUUCAUGGGGUUUCUCCCUUAUUCAUAUGAUUUCCUAUUUUAAAAAGCGUAAAAAUGAUUUAAGCGCAAUAACCGCACCAAGUGCUAUUUUUACUCAAGGCUUUGCCACUUCGGGUCUUUUAACCAAAAUGCAUCAAUCCGCAAUAUUAGCGCCUGCUCUCCAAUCCCAAUGGUUAAUGAUGCACGUAAGUAUGAUGGUAUUAGGCUAUGCAGCUCUUUUAUGUGGAUCAUUAUUAUCAGUAGCUCUUCUAGUCAUUACAUUUCGAAAAGUCAUAAAGAUUAUUGGUAAAAACAAUAAUUUAUUAAAUCAGUCCUUUUCGUUUGGCGAAAUCCAAUACAUGAAUGAAAGAAGCAAUGUUUUAUUAAACACUUAUUUUCUUUCUUCUAAAAAUUAUUACAGGUAUCAAUUGACUCAACAAUUGGAUCGUUGGAGUUAUCGUAUUAUUAGUCUCGGGUUUAUCUUUUUAACCAUAGGGAUUCUUUCGGGAGCCGUAUGGGCUAAUGAGGCGUGGGGAUCAUAUUGGAAUUGGGACCCAAAGGAAACUUGGGCAUUUAUUACUUGGACCGUAUUCGCUAUUUUUUUACAUAUACGAACAAAUAAAAAUGUUGAAGGUGUAAAUUCCGCAAUUGUGGCUUCUAUGGGCUUUCUUAUAAUUUGGAUAUGCUAUUUUGGGGUCAAUCUAUUAGGAAUAGGUUUACAUAGUUAUGGUUCAUUUACAUUAACAUCUAAUUGA